AUGCUGCGGUCUUUUGCUGGCCGCGUAGGGCUCCUGGCCCGGUUGCGGCCCGCUGCUGAGGCGGCGGGCCGUGAUACUGGUGCCUGUGCUGCGGUCUCGGGCUGGAGGCUCUUCUCCACGAGUUUCGUGGACAAGAAGGAGGCGGCAGACAGGAUCAUCGAGGUGGUGAAGAACUUCGACAAGGUGGACCCGGCCAAGGUGGAGGCGUCGUCGCACUUCGCGCGCGACCUAGGCCUCGACUCCCUCGACACAACCGAGGUGGUGAUGGCGAUCGAGGAGGAGUUCGGCAUCGAGAUCCCGGAUGCGGAGGCGGACAAGAUUCAGACGGUGUCGGACGCGAUCGAGUUCAUCUCGACUACCCCGGGGGCCAAGUGA
This is a messenger RNA of Pedinophyceae sp. YPF-701, 375 nucleotides long. Lineage: Eukaryota; Viridiplantae; Chlorophyta; Pedinophyceae. The record is from the annotation of a GenBank genome assembly.